Messenger RNA from Tetrahymena thermophila SB210, 1797 nucleotides. Its product is annotated as ABC transporter family protein. The transcript has a single exon. NCBI's taxonomy places the organism in Eukaryota, Ciliophora, Oligohymenophorea, Hymenostomatida, Tetrahymenidae. Gene Ontology annotation, molecular function: ATP binding; ATP hydrolysis activity; ABC-type transporter activity. Gene Ontology annotation, cellular component: membrane. The record is from RefSeq and is a predicted model, not a curated record.
AUGAGCAAUUCCAGCGUUUAAAAAGAUAUCAAUAAAGUUAUCCCUUACAAUCCUUCAACAAAAAGCGGAGUCGAUAUUAUUUGGAGAGAUGUCAAGUACACUGCCCACACUAAAAAGUAUCAUCGUGAAAUUUUAAAAGGUUUAUCUGGCAUUUGUAAAUCUGGUGAAAUGACUGCUAUUAUGGGAAGCUCUGGUGCAGGUAAAACUACUUUGCUCAAUAUUCUCUGUUGCAGAGCUGAUAACUCAGAUGAAGUUAAAUUAUCUGGAGAAAUUACAGCAAAUGGACAAUCUUUCGAUGCUAGAUCUUUUUCUAACUUUGCUGCUUAUGUUAUGCAAGAAGAUCUCAUCAUGGAAACUAUGACAGUUAGAGAAGCCCUUCAAUUCGCUGCAAAUCUUAAAAUGACAGGAAAUUAAUAAUAAAAGGAUGAAAAAGUAAAUGAAGUACUUAAAAUUAUGCGCUUAGAAAAAUGUUAAAACUCUUUGAUUGGAGGUAUCACUUUCAAAGGUAUCACAAAAGGUGAAAAAAAGCGUACAUCUAUUGCUUUUGAAUUAGUCAGUGAUCCCGAUGUGAUAUUUUUGGAUGAACCUACAAGUGGUUUAGAUUCUUUUACUGCUUAUAAUGUUGUCGAUGUUUUAUAACAGUAUGCUAGAGAAUAAAACAAAACAAUUAUUUGCACCAUCCAUCAACCUUCAUCAGAAAUUUUUAUGAAAUUCGAUCGCUUAAUUCUUUUGGUUGAUGGUAAAUUUAUCUAUCAAGGGCCAAGAAGUAAAGUAAUCCAACAUUUUGCUUCAUUUGGAUUUUAAUGUCCUUAGUUAAGUAAUCCAGCUGAUUAUUUUAUGAGCAUUAUGCACGCAGAAUCUCAAGAAAAUAGAAAUAAUUACUAAACCUAUUUUGAGCAUUUUGACAAAGACUUAAAUCCUUUGAUUGAAUAAGAAAUUUAAUAGCAUAGCAAAGAUUUAAUUGUUCAUAAAUCAGGACAAUCUCCUUACCUUUAACAAUUAAGACUUUUAACUAUCCGUUCUUUUUUAAACAUGAGAAGAAAUCCUAUUUUAGCUCGUUCUAGAAUUGUAUAAGCAAUUAUUCUUGGCUUAUUCACGGGUUUAGUUUAUUCUCAACUCCCUGAUCCAGCUACUCAUGCAAACGAUUAACGUGCUGUUAAUGAUUAUAAUGGUGCACUUUUCUUCUUAGGUAUGGUUAUGCACAUGAACACAUUAUUGCCUAUAGUUCUUACUAUCCCAAGUGAAAGACCUGUUUUUACGAAAGAAGAAAAUGCUAAAUUAUAUGCAGUAUCAGCUUAUUUCUUUUCUAAGUUGAUAGUUGAGAGUAUAAUGAUUAUAUUAUUACCUAUAAUAUACGGUAGUAUAUGCUAUUACAUGAUUGGAUUGAAUGCAGGUUUUGGAAAUUUCUGCUUUUUUAUUUUUAUCAGUAUAUUACAAAGCUUUGUUGGUAAUGCUCACGGCAUGUUGUGUGGUUCCAUUUUCAAAGACGCAAACACUGCAAUUACACUUACUUCAAUAAUGAUUAUGCCAUUCAUGCUCUUUGGUGGUUUUUACAAAAAUUCAGAUGAUAUGCCUGCUUGGAAUAGAUGGAUUUAAUGGACUUCAAAUUACAGAUACGUUUUUGAAGCUUAUGCUCGUAAUAACUAUGAAGAUAGUCCUUUCCAAAUAGAUCCUGUUGCUUAACUUGGUUUAAAUUUUGGUAAAUGGAAAUGCGCCUUACUUUUAUUUGUCUUGUUCAUUGUCUUCUAAAUGUUAGCUCUUCUCUUACUUAAAUUCAAAAAGUAGCGCAUGCAAUGA